Messenger RNA from Phyllostomus discolor (pale spear-nosed bat), 1720 nucleotides. RefSeq names its product leucine rich repeat containing 3 (gene LRRC3). Gene Ontology annotation, cellular component: plasma membrane. Gene Ontology annotation, molecular function: protein binding. The transcript has 2 exons. The record is from RefSeq and is a predicted model, not a curated record. Lineage: Eukaryota; Metazoa; Chordata; Mammalia; Chiroptera; Phyllostomidae. The coding region runs from base 301 to 1074 and encodes 257 amino acids.
CCGCCCCCCAGCCCCGCUUGCCCGGUCCCUCAGAUCACGGCCGAGCAGCGUGUGUCAGAGCCCUGGCAGACGUGGGAGCGAGCCUCGGGUCGCCACCGCGCCCGGGUGUGGCGCUCGGUCGGGCUCGGAGAAGCGGAGAGUCUGGCGCUGAGCAGCCUCAGGAAGUGGCCCUGCAGGUGAGGAGCAGGAGUUUAUGUCCGAGUCGGAUGGUCACUUGCACAGCGGCGGUCGGGGGAGUGGGGAAGAGGGCAGGCCCACAGCGCUGAGCCGGAGAAGCGUGCCAUCUUCCCCUGGUGCAGGAUGGGCCCUAUGGGCAAGCAGAGCCCCUCACCCGUGCCAGCCCCCGCGGGAGGGUCUUGCCUCCUCCUCCUCUUCUGCCUGCGCCUGGGCACCUCCUGUCCCCAGAGCUGCCAGUGCCCUGACCACGAAGGGGCAGUGGCCGUCCACUGCAGUGGCAGCGGCCUGCAGGAGGUCCCCAAGGACAUCCCCACCAACGCUGUGCUCCUGAAGCUCGACGCCAACAAAAUUGCCCGCGUCCCCGACGGAGCCUUCCAGCACCUGAGCCAGCUGAGGGAGCUGGACUUGUCUCAGAACGCCAUCGAGACCAUCGGGCCGGCGGCCUUCUCGGGCCUGGCCGGGGGCCUGCGGCUGCUCGACCUGUCGCACAAUCGCAUCCGCAGGAUCCCCAAGGACGCCCUGGGCAAGCUCAGCGCCAAGAUCCGCCUGUCCCACAACCCCCUGCACUGCGAGUGCGCCCUGCAGGAGGCCCUGUGGGAGCUGAAGCUGGACCCCGACUCGGUGGACGAGAUCGCCUGCCACACCUCGGUGCGGGAGGAGUACGUGGGGAAGCCGCUGAUCCAGGCGCUCGACGCCGGCAUCAGCUUCUGCAGCACCCACCACAAGACCACCGACGUGGCCAUGCUGGUCACCAUGUUCGGCUGGUUCGCCAUGGUGAUCACCUACGUCGUGUACUACGUGCGCCAGAACCAGGAGGAUGCCAGGAGGCACCUGGAGUACCUGAAGUCGCUGCCCAGCACCCCCGUGUCCAAGGACCCCCUCAGCCCCGAGCCCUAGUGCCUGCUGAGUCUCAUUGCUGUGCGGCAGGUGGUGACUGACGCAUGCUUCUGGUGCUCCCUCGGCCAGGUGGCAGUCACAGCCGCUUCCGUGCAGGGCGCGCUCUGACAAAACACGUCCCCCAGUGGCACUGGGUCACUGCGGUGCCCUUCCAUUGGGUACGGUUGACGCCAGGCCCACCAACGGGGGGAGAGAGUGAUGCUUGGAGAAAUGCAGUCACUUGCCCGUGGUGACACGGUCAGGGGACGGUCCAGUCGGGACUUAACACUAGGCCAUCGGUCACGAUGGCCCUUCCACUUGGCAUGCCUCUCCCACGUGGCGCCCGGGGGAGCAAGUGUGUUCAAAGGAGGAAGGCUCGUGUCCGAGGGUGUGAGUGUCCCCCGUGGAGGACUGGGGUGCAGACUCACCUGUGGAAGGCACAGGUGACCCAACACUGUGGAACGGCCUCACCCUCGUUUCCCUCGUGUUGCCCGGACCCGUCUGACCGCAGCACUCUUUCCAGAACUCAGCGGUAGAGCCCGGAUUGUUCUGGAGAGGGAAGUGAGUGAAAGGGGUUGCUCAAACUGACCUUUGAACAACGCUGUUUAUUCUCGGAAUGUUUGCGAAGAGAAACACUUGUGCCCAAAUUCCAGCCCCGUGAGAGGGG